AUGGAGCCUCUAACUAAUGAUGUCGGCGAGACCAAGUCCGAUGCUGCAAAUCACAAAGAAUGUAGCAGACGACGCAGGACAAAGCCCAAGGUAGGCUCAAGCCGAAUCGCCUGUGGCGCCGGAGCAGGUAGGCCUACGAACGAGUUGGCAACGAAAAAGUCUCCACGUUUAGGCGAUAAUCUGACGACAGUAGAUGGGCUUCUGGGAGCAAUUAAGGCCGUUACGCGACGGAGCGUGGCUGCCGAAGGAGUGGGGCAGAUAUGGGCGAUGAUGUGA
Molecule: messenger RNA, 276 nt
Organism: Protopolystoma xenopodis
Lineage: Eukaryota; Metazoa; Platyhelminthes; Monogenea; Polystomatidea; Polystomatidae
Source: the annotation of a GenBank genome assembly